This is a messenger RNA of Aspergillus steynii IBT 23096, 1979 nucleotides long. Its product is annotated as putative MFS multidrug transporter. The transcript is spliced from 2 exons. Bases 288 to 1871 code for a protein of 527 amino acids. Gene Ontology annotation, molecular function: transmembrane transporter activity. The record is from RefSeq and is a predicted model, not a curated record. Lineage: Eukaryota; Fungi; Ascomycota; Eurotiomycetes; Eurotiales; Aspergillaceae. Gene Ontology annotation, biological process: transmembrane transport.
AACUGUCCCUACCCACUCAGAGCAAGGGAAUGCUCAGCUGAGAGGCAGCGAGAGUGAGAAAGAAAUGACGAAGGGCUCAAUUCAGUUGGAGGCUCUUGUUGACAGUUCGUCAUUCGAGUCUGCCUCUCCCUCACUUCUAUCCAACUAGCCCUAGCAAUCUGCCCGGAAGGUAGGCUAUUUGAGCAUGUCUCGUCCCCUGCGCCUCGAUGUCGCCUUCAUUCUCAUCUACUGGCCCUUAAGUCCCCUCAAGUGUCUUUUGGUUGGCUACAUCCAAGACUGCAACAAAGAUGACUGCACUCAACUCUUCCACCGGAAUAGCAAUCUUACCCAAUGACGGGGACAGCUCUGCAGAUGACGAGUACCAGGAUGCGCUGCGUCAGCAUGGGCUCAUUCUGAAUGAAGCCGGCUUCGUUCGCUGGGAGAACAGCAACCCUAAGCAUCCAAGAAACUGGAAUCCAAAGCUCAAGACUUACGGCACCAUCGUUAUUCUCUUGCUUGAGUUCAUCACCAGCGCUGUCGGCACAGCAGGCACAGCGGCCGCGCAGAAGAUGCAGAACGACUUCUCCGUCGAUCUUGGGCUGUCUAUCUUCUGUCUCACCUCGACGUACAUGAUCGGCCAGGGGGUUGGCGGUGUAUUCUUCCCGCCGUAUUCGGAAAUCUGCGGCCGCAAGACCCUAUACAUUGGAUCGACAAUAGUGUACUGCGUCUUUUCGGUCAUCACGGCGGCCGUCCAUGCCCUUCCGGCCGUCAUCAUUGCCCGGUUUCUGUCCGGGUUAGCGUCUGCGGUCCCCACGAUCGUGGUGGCGGGGAGCAUGGAGGACAUGUACAAUAUGAAGGCGCGGGUGUGGAUGAUCUUCGUCUGGGCCGUCAUUGGGAAUGCGGCCGUCUGUGUCGGUCCUAUCUACAGUGCUUAUGUGACCCAGAACAUGGGAUGGCGCUGGGUUUUCUACCUGGCGGCUAUCGGGCUGGGCAUUCUUCUGGGAUUCUGUCUGUUCCUGCACGAGACUCGGCCCAGUCUUCUGCUUGAACGCGAGGUCGCCAUCCUGCGCAAGUCCCAGCCCGGUCGAGACAUCAAACCUCUCAACCCGGACAAGACCCUGGACUUUAAGACCAUGAUCACCGUGACCUGCAUCCGACCGCUGCGGCUCCUGCUCACCGAGCCCAUCAUCAUGACGGCGUCCUUCAUGGGUGCCGUCGUCUGCGCUCUGUUCUACCUCCAGGCCGAGUCCUUGCCCCUGGUAUACGAGGCCUACGGCUGGCGGACGGCCACAGCGUCGCUGGGCUUCGUACCCGUCCUGCUGGGCUGCGGGAUGUCCACGUUCGUACGCUUCUACGACCAGCACUACCUGGAGAAGAUCGCACGAAGCGGACGGGCCAUUGAGCCCGAGGACAAACUGACGGGGUUCGCCGUCGCGGCACCCUGUCUAGCCGGCGGUCUCUGGCUCUUCGCCUGGACCACCCCCCCACUGACACAGGUCCACUGGAUGGUGCCCAUGGUGGCGCAGUUCUUCAUCGGCUUCGCGCUCAACGAGUGCGUCUACACGCUGACGGGCUAUCUUGCCGACAGCUACACAAUCUACGCGGCGUCGGGAUUCGCCGGCCUGGUCCUCGUGCGCGCCUCGACCUGCGCCGUCGUCCUGCCCUUCACACACCCCAUGUACGUCAACCUGGGCUACAACGUGGCGACGUCGAUCCUGGCGGCCAUCGCCACGCUGUUCUGCGUGGCGCCGGUCGUCUUCAUCAAGUACGGCAAGCGGAUCCGCGAGGCGAGCAAAUUCGCCCGGCUGAGCCUGACCAUGUACCAUGACAACAAGGUGGAAGGGGACGGAAUGGAUCAGAAGGUGGACGAGAAGAUGGAUUAUGAAAAGUAGAUUCGAUCCAACCAUCUCUGUAUGUACAAACAGAUACAGACCAAUAGAGUAGAAACCCCUGGGGGGAAGGGACAAGAGCAGUCCCUCUUCCUAGGGUUUGUCGUACAG